AUGAAGUUGUUAAAUGGCUUAGCAUUAAUAUCCAUUGCAUCACUAGUUGGCAUUAGUGUCCAAUCGCCAUCAGGAUGUAUAAAAACAGACACGUGCAGUUGUUACUCUGCCAUCGGAGGCGUAUACGAAUUCCAAUGUCCAGAUGUACAUUACGAAAUAAAUAUACAGUGGACUCCAGGAAGGACCGUAGAUAUGUUUUGCGAGACGAGAGAGAAUAGAGGAAUUUUUAACGAAUCCAUUUUUCCUACAUUUGACGGUCACGACGUUCCAAGUAUUACCAUAAAAUACUGCCCCAAUAUAAGUGCGGUCAUAAAAACAGCCAGGAGGAAGUUUAACAUGGUGCACCUUCGACAGCUUAGCAUAGAAACAUCCGCGGACAACAGCUUGAAGGUUACGAGUGAUUAUCUAGAAGGACUGGAUAGUCUGGAAAGAUUAAAAAUCAAACACAACUCGCUGAUUUUGAGUAAAGAUUUUUUGAAGUAUGUCCCCAAUUUAGUAGGGUUGAAUUUAUAUAAGAACAAACUCAAAGAUUUAAAUAUUGAUUUUAAAUACGUGCCAAAACUUAAAUCUCUCGAUGCGUCUGGCAAUGAAAUAACUUCGUUGUUUGAUGGCGGAUUUGAAGGCCUCGGCGAAUUGACGAAUUUGUAUUUAUGGAACAAUAACCUGUCUGUCUUAAGAAAAGACAUGUUCCGCGGAUUAACCGGUGUGAAGUUGCUUGAGCUGAGCAGCAAUCUUAUCGAAACGGUAGAGCCGGAUACAUUCUCGGAACUUUUAGACAUAACCAUUCUCAGUCUGCUAAAUAAUCGCAUAAAGUUUCUCCAUUCUAACACAUUCAAAAACAACGCUCUGCUUCAGCAAAUUAAGAUUGCGUUUAAUCCGAUAUUUCUACCCGAUUACAUUUUUGCAAAUUUAAGCAAACUUAAAGUUGUCAGAAUGGACAGCUGUGGCUUGCAAAGCAUUCCCGAUCACACAUUUACCGGAUCAGUGAAUUUAUCAGAAAUACAACUGUCGAAUAAUUCUCUAACGACUAUUCCGAAAACUCUCUUUGAUGGUCUAGACUCCUUAAUGAAGCUGGAUUUGUCUCAAAAUCGAUUGACCUCGAUUCCAGAUGAAGCGUUUUAUAAUCUGCGUAAAUUAAAAGAACUACAUCUUGAGAAGAACGAGCUGACGGUGUUGGGGGCUGAUGUGUUCUUAGGUCUGGAGAAUUUGCAGAAACUAAUCUUAAGCAGAAAUAAAAUCGCCAGAAUAGAGACGACGAGUUUCCGCGAUCUGUUGGAGCUCCGACACCUUGAUUUGUCUCAUAAUAGAUGGGACAUGGUUCCUGAUAGGAUCACGGGCGUUACUGCUUUGGGAUUCUGCGUCAAAAUCGAGGAGGUGUUGUUGCACCAUAAUAAAGUCGAGACCAUACCCGAAAAUUUUUUUGACUUAAUGGUCAAUAUAAAAAAGUUCAACGUCAGUUAUAAUGAUAUUUCUAAUGUCCGGGUUCCAAUGUUUAUUAAAGCAUCAUCCUUUGAAAUGAUAGUGGAUGUUUCCCAUAAUAACAUAACUGAAGUCGACUUCUCCUUCAUAGAGGUAAUAGCCAGGGCGAAUUAUAACGGAUCCCUGUAUGAACCGUAUCAUGCGAGUCAAACCAUACUAAUCCUGAGUGACAACGUUAUCCCUUGCGAUUGUACCAACUACAAUCUGGUCAAAUAUAACAACGACAUGUACGAUCCCGAAGUACGAGCACUGGUCGACAUUAAACAGGAUCGGUUAUACUGCUCGAAUUUCGAGUCUCCUAUUUUAGCAAGGGAUCUCAGACCUCGGCAUAUCACGUGCUCCCUGGAAGGAUUGAUUAACUGUCCUGGUCCUUGUUCCUGCGAUUAUAGGCCCUAUGAUUUAAGCAUCAUCGUCGAUUGCUCUUAUCGGAACUUAUCGACAUAUCCAACAUUGAAUAUUACCGGCAUCACGUACAUUCAGACAGUUUUAUAUUUGAACGGAAACCAUUUCUCACAAGGGCCCACUACCAACUCAUCUUACCACAACGUCACCGUCUUGGACUUAUCCCGCAAUCAUAUCAAUGAAAUGACUUGGAUCCCACCUCGCAUUAAGGAACUUCGUUUGAGUGGAAAUAAUUUGACUGGCCUGAAUGAAAACUUCAUCAAGCUCUUAAAUAAGACCGCAUCGCUGCGACGAAUGACACUCAACAGUAAUCCUUGGUACUGUGACUGCUAUGCCGCAAAUUUGCAAAACUAUCUUAUGGCUCAUUUUGACAAGGUCAAUAGGACUGACGUGCAAUGCUACGCCAGUGCAGCAUAUCUAGUAAAACUCAACAUAGUGGACCUCUGUCCGAAUCCGCUGUAUCUCACAGUUGCCCUGUCACUGAUCCCCGCCAUACUUUUUUUCUUUGCGGUAGCGAUCGCCCUUUACUACCGUUAUCAAAAAGAAAUAAAGGUCUACCUCUACGCUAAGAACCUGUGCUUGUGGUUUGUUACCGAGGAAGAACUCGAUAAAGACAAAACAUACGAUGUUUUCAUAAGUUACGCACAUCAAGACGAGAAGUUUGUUGUGGAACACUUGCUACCCGAACUUGAACAUGGCGAUCAUCGCUUCAAAGUGUGCAUUCACUAUAGAGACUUUAUUCCUGGUGAGCUCAUUAGUACCCAAGUGGUCAGUACAGUGAAAAACUCGCGUAGGACUUUAGUGGUACUAUCGAAUAACUUUUUGGACAGCGUGUGGGGUAGGAUGGAGUUUAGAAUGGCCCACACGGAAGCGAUUUCCGAAGGUAGAGCCAGAGUGAUCGUCGUCAUCUGCGGUGAUUUGGAUGAAAGUAAACUCGACGACGAAAUGAAAUGUUAUCUGAAAACGAAUACUUAUGUUAAGUGGGGCGAUCGUUACUUUUGGAGCAAGCUUAAGUAUGCUUUGCCACAUUCCAGUAAAUAUUUUUAUGACAAAGAAGCAUGCUAAAUUAAUGGACAAAAUUGACAACAAGUUGGAGUUCCGGCGCUAAACAAAUUCAGUUAAGUUACCUCUCGAGGUUGAAAGCCUGGUACGUAGGUGAAGAUCAAAUAGAACUUUGCUUGCCAAACCGAAUAGUCGAUCAAUUUUUCCGAUCUACUGAAAAUGCUCAACUGAUAAACAAUGUAAUCUUAAGUCGUUUAGGCGCUUCAAAACUUGUAUACGUAUUAGAAACAAAGAUAUAAAGAUACAUCACUAUUUGAGAGUAAAAUAAAACGAUUCGCAUAUUCUUGUUUCUUUUCAAUGGACUUACUUUAAAAUGAAAAUGUAACUAGUGAUCUGUAAGUGAGAAAGCGUUGCCAUUUAAAAAGAAUUUGACGUGUAAGAGUGUAAAAUAGUUGUAAUUUUGCAUUCCACUCCAAGGUUGUCUCAUCAUCCGCAAUUUUUGUUUUAUUACGUUGUUUUUGUAGCUUAAUACAUAAUACAUACAAU
Messenger RNA from Cylas formicarius (sweet potato weevil), 3429 nucleotides. RefSeq names its product protein toll-like. Gene Ontology annotation, cellular component: membrane. NCBI's taxonomy places the organism in Eukaryota, Metazoa, Arthropoda, Insecta, Coleoptera, Brentidae. Gene Ontology annotation, molecular function: transmembrane signaling receptor activity; protein binding. Gene Ontology annotation, biological process: immune response; toll-like receptor signaling pathway. Bases 1 to 2946 code for a protein of 981 amino acids. The record is from RefSeq and is a predicted model, not a curated record. The transcript is spliced from 4 exons.